AUGGAGGAGGGUUUGGAGUCUCCGGCUCCAAUCGAUGGCGGUCAGAAUGCAGAGUCUUCUCCGCGGCAGAACUCUCAAGCUUCUUGGGUAAACGUCGUGAAAAAGACACCGUCUCUUUCGAGUCAUGAGGUGAUAGUGAAAGUUGUGGAUGGUUUGGACACUGUGGAGAUCCCGGAGGAGAUCAUAUCAAACUCGGUCCCGCUGUGGGAUGAUCUGUUGGAAGGACGGUUUCUAGCUACGGCGCCUCAUGUGGCAAAAAUUCAUGUGAUCGUUAACAAAAUAUGGCCUUUGGGAGAUAAGAGUAUCCGAGUCGAUGUCUUUGUUGUUAACCCCACUACGGUGAAGUUUCGCAUCAAUGACAGAUCGGUAAGGGAGAGAAUCCUUCGACGGGGCAUGUGGAACAUCGCUGGUGUUCCAAUGAUAGUCACAAAAUGGUCUCCGGAAGAGGAGAAGGAACCGGAGCCUGAAGUGAAGGUUAUCCCCAUGUGGGUGAAGCUUGUAAACGUGCCAUACAAGAUGUUCUCAUGGGAGGGAUUGAGUUUUAUUGCGAGUGCGGUGGGGAAACCUGUUAGACUGCACCCGGAUACUAUGCUUUGUUCGAAGUUUGAUGAAGCAAAGAUUUUUGUAGAAGCAAACAUGACAAAAGAGUUGCCAAAGGUAUACAGAUUCACAUCGAAACAAGGAAUUGAUACGGAGGUGGAGUUUAUCUACCCAUGGCUCCCAUCGAGAUGCUCCAUCUGCUCUAAAUGGGGUCAUAUAUCUACUGCCUGCUCGCCAAGAGGUGAUCAAGCUAUUAAAAUUUUAUCUCCUCAAAAGGUUUCGGCAGAAAGCGUGCCAAUAAAGGAAAAGAAAGCAGAAUGGAGGAAGAAGGAAGUGGUAGGAGUAGAUGGGGGCGAAUCAGUUCUGCCUAUGGUAGGGGCUGGCUCUUCAAUGGUUGUUGCGCCUUCUACAAGUGUGGGCUCAGGGGAUUCAGUAGUGGAUGCUCCUGCAGUUUCCCCAACGAAAGCGAGAAGACAAAUAGAGUGUGCAGAGAAAUCAGAUGAUCUCAUUGUCUCGCCAUCUCGAUAUGCGGUUCUGCAAGAGCAGAUGGAAACAGAGGAAACAGAAUCGGAGGAGUUAACUCCUUCAGCUGAACGGGAGCCGGUGGAUACAGAGGAAGGUGAAAUUCGUGAGAAAGCUGAUGAUCAAGUGGAAAAGCAUGAGGAAAAGACUCUUCGGACCCUCCCUCCUCGUGCUACUAGAGGAACAUCAAAGAUCUCUCAGAUUUCUUUAGCCCUGAACACAAAGGAGUUGCCUCCGAGUGUGACUGUGCUCACUAAUUAUGAGCAUCACCGUUUGGGACGAAUUUGGGUUGUAUGGAAAGGAAAUACUUGAUUGACUCCUUUAUUUAAGAGUAGUCAGUUGAUCACAUGUUCGGUAAAGUUGGAAGGCUGGGAAAACGAGUUCUUUUGUUCUUUUAUUUAUGCGUCUAAUUUUGUGGAGGAGCGUAAAGAGCUGUGGAAAGACUUAAGACAUCAUCAGGAUGCUCCUAUGUUUCGCAAUAAGCCUUGGAUACUAUUUGGUGAUUUCAAUGAGGUUUUGGAGGGAGAGGAUCAUUCUGAUUAUCCUCAGGUAUCGAGUUCAGUGGGUAUGAGGGAUUUCCAAGAUCUCACUCGUUAUUGCUCGCUGCUGGACAUACUUACCAUGGUCCUAGAUUCACUUGGUCCACGAAAACCUUUUAAAUUCGUUAAUGCAGUAACUAAACUUGAAGGAUUCAAACCACUGAUCAUCAGUCAUUGGAGCAAAACAGAACCAUUAUUCAUAUCUACUUCGGCUCUGUUCAGGUUUUCGAAGAAGUUGAAAGGCUUGAAGCAGGGUAUUCGGACAUUAGCUAAAGAGCAGAUGGGUAAUCUGGUAAAGAAAUCGAAGGAAGCUUAUGCUGAUCUCUGCUCGAAACAGGAGGUUAACUUUUCAAAUCCAUCUCCACAAGCUAUGGAAGAUGAACUCGCAGCUUUCAAACGCUGGGAUAUAGUCUCGGGUCUGGAAGAGAGUUAUCUGAAGCAAAAGUCUAAGUUACAUUGGCUGGAUGUUGGCGAUGGUAACAACAAGGUGUUUCACCAAGCAGCUACUAUCCGGGAGAGCAGAAAUUCCAUUCGAGAGAUCGUUUGUCCUGAUGAUAGUGUGGCAAACAAUUUAGGCGAUAUAAAAGUGGAGGCAGAAAGAUUUUUUCGAGAUUUUUUACAGCAUGAACCAGAUGAUUUUGAUGGUAUUGCGGUGGAUCGGCUUCAGGAGCUUCUUUCUUUUAGAUGCUCAGUCGAAGAUAGAUCUUCUCUUGUUCGAAGUGUAACUGAUGAGGAAAUUACUAAGGUGGUUUUUGCAAUGCCUAAAGCCAAAUCCCCUGGUCCGGACGGAUACACUGCGGAGUUCUACCAAGAAGCAUGGCCUGUUAUACGGGAAGAUUUUUGCACAGCAAUUAAAUCUUUUUUUGUCAAGGGUUUUCUUCCGAAGGGUAUGAACUCGACGAUUUUGGCUUUGAUUCCGAAGAAGACGGAGUCGAAGGAGAUGAAGGAUUAUCGACCGAUUUCUUGCUGUAAUGUCAUUUAUAAAGUGAUAUCGAAGAUCAUUGCCAAUCGUCUAAAAUCUAUCUUGCCGAAGUUCAUUGCUGCAAAUCAGUCUGCUUUCGUUAAGGAUAGAUUACUCAUCGAAAACGUGCUUCUAGCUACUGAACUGGUUCGCGACUAUCAUAGAGAGGAUAUCUCUGCUAGAUGUGUGAUUCAAGUCGAUAUCUCAAAGGCUUUCGACUCUGUACAAUGGGUACAAUGGGCUUUUUUGGUUAAUGUUCUCAGUGCUCUCUAUUUCCCGGACGAGUUCAUCCACUGGAUAUCUUUGUGCGUUACUACUGCCUCAUUCUCUGUUCAAGUGAAUGGGGAACUCGCGGGCUUCUUUAGAAACCGAAGAGGUCUGCGGCAGGGAUGUUCCUUAUCCCCUUAUUUGUUUGUUAUUUGCAUGGACGUAUUGUCAAAGCUCCUGGAUAAAGCAGCAUCUUUGAGAGAGGUGGGAUAUCAUCCUAAGUGUAAAAACAUUGGACUAACUCACCUGAGUUUUGCGGAUGAUUUAAUGAUUCUAUCAGAUGGCAAAAAGAGAUCAGUGGAAGGUAUUCUUCGAGUUCUAGAUGACUUUGCGAGGAUUUCGGGAUUGAAGAUUAGUAUGGAGAAGUCAACUCUGUUUCUAGCUGGGUUGUCGGAGGAUGCUAGACAGGACAUGUCCAAUAGUUUCCAUUUUGCUCUUGGGCAAUUACCGGUUCGAUAUCUUGGGUUACCGUUGACAACUAAGUCUAUGACAAGAAGCGACUACCAGCCUCUGUUGGAAAAAAUUAGACUGCGAAUUGGUUCUUGGACAGCUCGCUAUUUGUCAAUGGCAGGUCGUCUUCAGUUGAUUGGCUCAGUUCUUAUAAGUGUUGCGAAUUUCUGGUGUUCUGCAUUUCGUCUUCCUCGCAAAUGUAUCCGAGAAAUUGAAAGUUUGUGUUCAGCGUUUCUAUGGUCUGGCCCAGAGCUCAAUUCGAAAAAGGCAAAAAUAGCCUGGUCUGAAGUCUGCCAACCAAAGUCGGAAGGAGGUCUAGGAGUCCGAUCCCUGGAGGAUAUAAAUGACGUCAGCUGUUUCAAGCUCAUUUGGAACAUUGCUUCUGCAAAUCCAUCUUUAUGGUUUAAAUGGAUCCAACAGAAUCUUCUCAAACAGCGAUCUUUCUGGUCAAUUGAUGAACAACAGAUGUCAGGUUCGUGGAUAUGGAGAAAGCUGCUGAAAUACAGAGACAAAGCCAAGGAAUUCCAUCGACGGGAAAUAGGGGAUGGUCGAGCUACUUUUUUCUGGUUUGAUAUCUGGUCCGAUUUGGGAUGUCUGUAUGAUAUAACUGGAUACAGAGGUAUUAUUGACACGGGGAUUCCACUCAAUGCAACGAUUGCGAUGGCUAAGACGGCUCGUCGAAGACGUCGACACCGGACUGAACAUCUGGUCUUAAUUGAGGAGGCUUUAUCGGCACUAUCACUAUCGGAAGAGAAGGAUAUUAGCCUCUGGAGGAAUACUACCGGCGAGUUUAAGCCCUAUUUUAGCUCGAAAAAUACAUGGACACAAAUCCGGGAUGCUCGUCCUCUGGUACAAUGGCACAAGGGUAUAUGGUUUAAAUUUGUGACACCAAAGUAUGCUUUCUGCUCCUGGUUGGCGAUUAGAAAUCGGCUCUCUACUGGCGACCGUAUGAUCGCCUGGAAUCCAGGUAUUAGCUCAGAAUGUAUUUUCUGCUCUGCAACAAACGAGACGAGGGACCAUUUAUUCUUCUCUUGUCUAUUCUCUGCGACCAUUUGGACACGCUUAGCAUCGGGUUUGCUCGCUACUCGAUUCACAACUGAUUGGCACACUCUGACUCAACUCAUCUCAGACGACGGCUUGGCUCCUAUACCGAUGUUUCUCACCAGAUAUGUGCUACAAUGUGCAAUCUACUCUAUCUGGAGGGAAAGAAACUCGCGAAGGCAUGGGGAAACUCCAAACGCUGCAUCUCGUAUCAUUCAGCAACUCGACAAGCAGGUUCGAAAUCGUCUUUCCACCAUACGAUCUUCGGGAUUCACCAAACUGGAGGGCAGUCUUCAGUUCUGGUUCGCCACAAGAUAG
Messenger RNA from Eutrema salsugineum, 4638 nucleotides. RefSeq lists its product as uncharacterized. NCBI's taxonomy places the organism in Eukaryota, Viridiplantae, Streptophyta, Magnoliopsida, Brassicales, Brassicaceae. The record is from RefSeq and is a predicted model, not a curated record.